Messenger RNA from Penicillium diatomitis, 1032 nucleotides. RefSeq names its product dihydrodipicolinate synthase family protein. The record is from RefSeq and is a predicted model, not a curated record. NCBI's taxonomy places the organism in Eukaryota, Fungi, Ascomycota, Eurotiomycetes, Eurotiales, Aspergillaceae. Gene Ontology annotation, molecular function: 4-hydroxy-tetrahydrodipicolinate synthase activity. The coding region runs from base 1 to 1032 and encodes 343 amino acids. The transcript has a single exon.
AUGACCUCGUCGUCAACACCCUCUCCUCAGCCACAUGUCCCUCCUGCGGGGGUUUGGUGUCCUGCCGUCACAUUUUUCAACCGUGCGAAAGACACCCUGAGUCUCUCCGCGCAGUCCCGAUAUUUUGAGUAUCUAUCAAAGACCGGACUUGCAGGACUAGUGAUUCUAGGUACCAACUCAGAGGCAUUUCUAUUGACACGGGAAGAACGCGCCGAACUUAUUGUCACUGCUCGUGCUGCCGUGGGACCUGAUUUCCCAUUGAUGGCCGGCGUGGGUGCCCACUCAACCAAGCAGACUCUGGAACUGGCUCGCGAUGCUGCUGAGGCAGGGGCAGACUAUCUUCUCGUUCUUCCUCCUGCGUACUUUGGCAAAGCCACCAGUAUGACCGUCGUCAAGCGCUUCUUUUCAGAAGUCGCAGCCAAGGCCCCGAUUCCGGUUGUGUUGUACAAUUUUCCCGGCGUGUGCAACGGAGUGGACAUCGACUCGGACACGAUUACGGCUAUUGUCCGAGAGUCGGCAGCCACCAACCCGAACGGUCGGUCGAAUGUGGUGGGUGUGAAGCUCACUUGUGGCUCAGUGGGCAAAAUCACCCGACUGGCGACCACCUUCAAACAGAACGAGUUUGCGAUCUUUGGCGGCCAGUCUGAUUUCCUCGUGGGUGGCCUUGCUGCUGGUAGCGCCGGCUGCAUUGCAGCUUUUGCCAACGUCUUUCCAAGGACGGUCUCACAUAUUUACACUCAGUACCAGCAAGGUCAUCUGGACGAGGCCUGGCGGGUUCAGGGUCAAGCGGCCCUGGCCGAAAGCGCGAUCAAGAGUGGAAUUGCCGCGACAAAGUAUGCAGUUGCUUACUGGACUGCUCCGGGGGCUGGAAUCGCAGAUGGCGAAGGGCUGCUUCACCCACGCCAUCCAUACGAGCCCGUGACAGAACCAGUCAAGGAGAUGAUUCGCACGACUAUGGCGACUGUUGCAGACACCGAAAGAGAGCUGCUAAGGAUCAGCGAAAGAAGUCCAAUCGAAAGAGAACCAUUCUGA